AUGGACCUCCCGCCCCAGCUGCAGAACGACGUGUUUCCCCCAGAGCGACACCUCCAGCAGCAGUACCAGCAGCAGCAGCAGUACCAGUACCAGCACAACAGUAAGGACCAGCAGCAGCAGUACGGCACCCAGCAGUACCAGCAGCAGCAGUACCAGUACCCGCAGCAGUGUAGGGACCACUGCAGCAGGAGCCUGGUGUGCCGCGGGACAUCCCCCUCCGCUGCGGGACCUUUACUGCGGACUCCAUCAGAGACGUCCUCGAGACACGGCGGCCGGUACAGCGCGUGUGACUUCAGCCCCUCCAGUCAUGGUAGUUCUUUCAGACAGCAGCACCCGCAGCAUCUCCUCCUCCAGCAGCAGCAGCAGCAGCAGCGGUGGGGCAGCCGGGGCAGCAGCCACAAAGACACCAACUCUUACAAUGACAUCGCUAUGAGCAGCUGCAGAUUUAACGGCGGCGUGAUGAGGCCGCUGAGCUCGUCCCGCAGAAACAUCCACGAGUUUGAUUCGGAGUCUCAGCCGCUGCAGCCGCUCUCAGCCGCAGAUGCGUCGGAUACUCUGUGCUCCAAACCCGAGAACACUUCCAGCACCCUCAUGCCGUACGGAGCGGGGGACGGUGGGGGAGGCUGCGGACACAGCAGCGGCAAAUCGGGGAAGAAGAAGAACCAAAACAUUGGGGAGAAGCUCGGACACCGGAGGGCCCUGUUCGAGAAGAGAAAACGACUCAGCGAUUAUGCACUAAUCUUUGGGAUGUUUGGGAUCGUAGUUAUGGUGAUAGAGACGGAACUCUCGUGGGGAGCCUACGGAAAGGAGUCCCUGUAUUCUCUAGCUCUAAAAUGCCUGAUAAGCCUUUCUACCAUCAUCCUCCUGGGACUGGUCAUCAUAUACCACGCCAGGGAGAUCCAGUUGUUCAUGGUGGACAAUGCGGCGGACGACUGGCGGAUCGCCAUGACGUAUGAGCGGAUCUUCUUCAUCUGCCUUGAGAUCCUGGUGUGUGCCAUCCACCCCAUCCCCGGGAACUACACCUUCACCUGGACCGCACGCCUGGCCUACUCCUACGUCCCGUCCAAGACCGACGCUGACGUGGACAUCAUCCUGUCCAUCCCCAUGUUCCUGCGCCUGUACCUCAUCGCCCGCGUCAUGCUGCUGCACAGUAAGCUCUUCACCGACGCCUCGUCUCGCAGCAUCGGGGCCCUCAACAAGAUCAACUUCAACACACGCUUCGUCAUGAAGACCCUCAUGACCAUCUGCCCCGGCACCGUCCUGCUGGUCUUCACCAUCUCCCUCUGGAUCAUUGCAGCCUGGACCGUGAGGGCGUGUGAGAGGUACCAUGACAACCAAGACAUAACCAGCAACUUUCUGGGAGCCAUGUGGUUGAUCUCCAUCACGUUUCUUACUAUUGGAUAUGGAGACAUGGUCCCAAACACCUACUGUGGCAAAGGAGUCUGCCUCAUCACCGGCAUUAUGGGUGCCGGUUGCACUGCUCUGGUCGUUGCUGUCGUGGCCAAAAAACUGGAAUUAACCAAAGCUGAAAAACAUGUCCACAAUUUUAUGAUGGACACCCAGCUGACAAAGAGAGUGAAAAACACAGCUGCGAAUGUUCUCAGGGAGACGUGGCUCAUCUACAAAAACACCAAACUCGUGCGAAAGAUGGACCACGCCAAAGUCAGGAAGCAUCAAAGGAAGUUCCUCCAAGCCAUUCACCAGUAG
Messenger RNA from Knipowitschia caucasica, 1707 nucleotides. The record is from the annotation of a GenBank genome assembly. NCBI's taxonomy places the organism in Eukaryota, Metazoa, Chordata, Actinopteri, Gobiiformes, Gobiidae.